Acanthaster planci (crown-of-thorns starfish) is the source of this 2396-nucleotide messenger RNA. RefSeq lists its product as uncharacterized. The record is from RefSeq and is a predicted model, not a curated record. NCBI's taxonomy places the organism in Eukaryota, Metazoa, Echinodermata, Asteroidea, Valvatida, Acanthasteridae.
ACGUAAUAGUGUCAUGCGCGGAGAAAGUGGGAGCUCGACGCGGGAAUAUCGGCACUAGGGACUGUUUUUAUUUUUCCGGCAACGACCGAACGACUUGGCCAAGAUUUUUUGGACUGACAGUUCUUCUAAUUUUGCAAGUUCAAAGCUCUUCACAGACAUUGUACAAAGACCCUAUUUUUGAGAUGACAGAGGUGGACGUUCCAUUUUACGGCUCUCAUCUUAAGGUUCAGCAUCUCCACCAAUUCGACAACAUGCCUGACGAGGAUGAAGUCCGGAGCAUCGCCGGUCCCUUCAUCACCGGCCCUAACGAUGAUGAUGCGGACUUGGAGGGCGAGAUUGCCCGCUGUCAGGGCCUGGAUCUUGAGGGACUAUUCGGCGGGACCAUCCCCAAGAUACCCGAUGCUUUUUACGCCAAAAAUGACGGACUUAAAGCUGACGAAGCAUCGUUUCCGGAUUGCUCUUCGAGUGGAAAGGCGGAGUCUACGCAAGAAGUUGUGCAUGUUCAAGGCAAUGGUGUCCCAGUUUCCUACGAAGUUCGUGGCCUACAACAGCACGAAAUGCCCGUGAUCGGUACACACAUAGAUCCUCGCAUCAUGCCAGGCUUCAAGUAUCGAGUCCGUAUCCUCGGCAAUGAGGCUACCGAGGUGACCCCAGCAGCUCCCCGCUACCAGUUCCGCGGUGAAGCGCUCCACCUUCUCCGCGUUGGACAAGGCUACGGCAAGCGGCUUACCUUCACGGCGGACAGCCUGAACGAGAACACCAACUACUUCUGGUCAGACAGUAUUCCAACUGGCUACGGCUUCGCCAUCGUCGCCGUGCACGCUGGGGAUGAAUUGGUGAUGACCGAUCUGGCCCGGCGGCCCAUCGGCAACGGAACGGUGGAGGAGGCCAGCCCCUGUCAAGUCGAACUCGGCACCGAGACCCUAGUCGACCAGGACGCCGCCAGAAACCGAGAAACUAUUGUCAAGAGAGUCUCGGUGAUCAUGAAAGUGCGGCUGCGGUACACCUGCGAGAGGCACGGGAUACGGUCGAUCCGAGCGGAUGAGACGGUGAUAGUCCGUGGAGUGGCCAGGGUCAUCAAGCAGGCAGGACAUAACAAGGCUUACACCAAGUGUAUCGAGGAAUUGGAACUUCCACAUCUAGGAGAAUGUCUACUCUACUUGCGCUAGCGCCGCAACAGUACAGAUGAACAGUAAUAAAGUUUAACCAAAAAGCAGCUGUGUAUGUACGUUACUCCUUGCAUCUACAAUCCAAAGAUCCUUUUCCAACCUUCCACAUGCUGCCUGUUCAUUUGUUUGUUCGAUAAAGAGGUUUUAUUACCACCUGCAUGUAAAUGAUUUCUAAACUUGCCUGUGGUUAGCCACGCACCUGUCGGCCGCUGGAAUGUCACUCCGAUGUGUUUUGUCUGGUCUCACAAAAAUUCAAGUGUUGGAAGCUUGCUAUACUGCAGCGAGCCCCCUCCAAGACGAGUUCAUCACCCAGAUGCAAAGUCACUUAAAUGAAGUGUUUUUGUUGCGCUUGUACGCGUUGGCGUUGUGUCUGUUAAAGCUAGCCAUUUUAAUCCAAAACAAAACCUCUCCAAAACAUCCCAAGCAGAUCCAAAGUCAUUCAAAUGAAGUACUCGUACAGGUACAUUUUGUAUUGUAUUCGCGCUUCGAAUUUAAUAUUACAUAACUUACCAUCUUACCGGUAAGACAGCAUUGAUUUGAAAGCCGGGCUAACCUUUUAAAAAAGGGUGCAUCUGAGAGAGUACAUUCCUUGGUUUUCACGCUCAUAUUGGACAUCGUAGCUGGGAAUGUUAAGAAAUAAUUGGAAAACCAGAAAGACUUGUACGGAAACGUGCCCGCAAAUAAAGAACAAACGUUGUUCAAGAAUUUAUCGUUCUUGACGCCCUAAAAAUCCGUAACUCCCCAGGGUGCGUGCAAUGAUGGAAAAAGGCACGGCAGGUUCACAAACUGUGGAGUGGCUAUUGGCCGCAACAUGAACGGCAGUUGUAGUUUUUCACCGUGUGUACCGAAGUGACAUCCGAGCGAAACGAAAUGUAAAGCAUGUACUUGUAUAAAGUUGAAAUGGUUUUGGUUCCAUUGUAAUAAUCGUUCAUUUUGCUGCUUUUCAGAGUUAUUUGGGUUAAAGUUUUAUCAAAGUAUGAACUUCUUAAAUGGUCCACUUGCAUUUUUCCCAAAACCUGGGUUUUAAUGUUAUUACCAUCUAAAUGAGCAUAAUUAUAUGUAUAUGCAUUGUUUUUAGAUUUCUCUGCCCGUCUCUCUCGCACAAAUAAAUUAAUUAUUAAUGAGGCAUAAUGUUAAUAUCGGAGUUGUAUCGGUUUUUAUGUGUGUGAUUUGCCUGAACGUAACUUCUGUGGAAUAAAAAUGAUGCAGGUAUUUGUCAGGAAUUUG